This is a messenger RNA of Ylistrum balloti, 1218 nucleotides long. RefSeq lists its product as uncharacterized. Bases 1 to 1218 code for a protein of 405 amino acids. The record is from RefSeq and is a predicted model, not a curated record. The transcript is spliced from 14 exons. NCBI's taxonomy places the organism in Eukaryota, Metazoa, Mollusca, Bivalvia, Pectinida, Pectinidae.
AUGUUUGCAAGGAUACUCAGAUUAAUUUUCAUUCGGUUUCGACAAUGCAGUCUGGCCAGCUUGUUCGUCACAUUGGAAUCAACGGUUCCUGACACUCCGGUAGCUUACCAAGAGUUCACGGAGUUUCUUUACGACCUAUUUAACGGCAUCACCAACAUCACCGUUGGAACAACUGUCUUGCCUCUUAGGGAGAUCAAUGUGUUGAACCCCUCAGACGAAUCAUUGCAAUUAAACAUAACAGCCUCCACGAGUCUCUGCACAAUGUUCGAGAGCCUACACUCUAACAACAAUUACACAUGUCCAUUUAACGAAACUUUACCCUCGCCGUUAAUUCCUGCCUGCUUCAACGCAGUAGCGCCUGAUACAAGUACGCACGACAUCAACAUCAUCUUCAAUAGUUCAGAGACUGUACUAACAUCUACACUGCAAUUAGCUGUGUUGUAUACGCUCCAAGACUAUUUCAACAACAACACUGAGGGGUGUGCAAAUUUGACAAUAACAAACAUAUCUGUCUCCGACCUUUCUGUCCAUCUAUCUAUGAUGGUAAAAUCUGGAGAUAUUACACAAACAUCACUGGCCAGUGCGCUACUGAAUCUCGCGAGGCUGAACGAGAUACUGAAUAUACGUGGCAAUCCAACACCUGUACGUCAAAUUCGAAUUAUCAAACCGGAUGGAUCAGUGUUGACUGUAAACCCGGCAAGCAACCUCUGCACUGUCUUUGAACAAGUAAAAUCUUGCGAAAGUAACUUUGUGUGUAUUAACAGGAACAACAAAGCAUCUUGUUUAAUGUCUGAUACAGGAGACGAUCUUGCCGUGAUUAUCGGCCUUGGUGUAGGUGUUCCUGUAAUCUUACUUGUGAUGGCACUGCUAACAUUGAUGAUAAUAUACGCGAGACGACUGAAGAAAAGAAGAUAUCGUCGAUAUCAAAGAUCACCAGAGUACAGUGUGUUCACCACGGCUAUCAUACCGAAGUUCCAUAGCGUGGGACGACAACCGUACCAGCAUCCGGACCAAUGGAUGGACACGGAGUCUCUGUCCAGUGUCUCCAGCUCACCUAAGUCAACACGUAGGCUUGAUGAUGACACGUAUCCAAAAGGUCCAGCCUCUUCUCCAUUUUAUUUGUCAUCCUGGGAUAUCGUACACAACACUGGUGACGAGUUUAAGAUCCGUCGCCCAAAGAUACGACAAACACCUGAUGAAGUUUAUGUACGUUCUUAA